UUGAGAGGGAACGUUAUCCCCAUUUUUCACUGAGGCAUGGAGGGUGAAGGUGAUAGUCGCGUGCACUUCUCGGAGGUGAGCGACCCGUGGUCCAGCUCGCGGCAUGUGGCGGUGCUGCAGGCGCUUGACGCCGUCGAGAAGAAACUGGUGACGGCGUUGCGUACGGCAGCCACAGCCAUGUCGCUCAUGGCGCCACGUGUGGCGUCUGAGGAAAGCUCAUCGCUGGCCUUCAACUCGACAUGUACCGAGUUUCUACAGCUAGUCAAGGAGAUCCACACCGAGUUGGCCAACCACAUCCACUUGGUCUCAGACUACCGCACCUUUGCACGUAGCACCUACGGUGCCGAAAAGGACAUGGAGAUCUGCCGUGAGAAGGUCAAAGUAGUGUCCGAGCAGCUGCAGACAUUAUCGCGCUUCCUCGAGGACCAUUACACGCCCGAGGAGAGCUAACGAGCUCUCGGCUGGGACCUGGAGGCCUCGCAGUAUUAAUUUCACAUCAAGUAGAUUGCAAACUCUUUUUCUAGUUGCUGCUGGUGGUCGUUACUGCUGUCGGUAUGUGGCGGAACUUAGCGAAAUGCUUCUGUAAUUGGACGCGCAAGUGGUGCUCACGCUGCGCCUCCAGGAUGUCCAUUUCCUCCGUCUCGUCGGAGUUCUCUCCUACUCGUGUUUGGACUUGCAGCUAGUACAGAAUAAAAAAAGAGUUCGUUAGACGGAUUCAAUGAGAACACUACCGCUAAUCACACCUCAGGAACGUAGUCGCGUGCUGCUGUCUCGACAUUUUGCUCAAUGUCAUUGAGAAUGCGAUCAGAAUCCGCUUGCUCGAACUGUUUUCUCGGAAAUAAUGGGCGAUACCAUUGGCGCUGGUAAAAUAGGAGAGCAAGGUGACUUCGAUGAUCUUCAUCGCCUAAUAGAAACUCAGCGAGCAUCGUGCCAUC
Molecule: messenger RNA, 935 nt
Organism: Phytophthora nicotianae INRA-310
Lineage: Eukaryota; Oomycota; Peronosporomycetes; Peronosporales; Peronosporaceae
Exons: 2
Coding region: 37-450 (137 amino acids)
Biological process (GO): regulation of transcription by RNA polymerase II
Cellular component (GO): mediator complex
Molecular function (GO): transcription coregulator activity
Source: RefSeq, a predicted model, not a curated record